Molecule: messenger RNA, 2250 nt
Organism: Fomitopsis serialis
Lineage: Eukaryota; Fungi; Basidiomycota; Agaricomycetes; Polyporales; Fomitopsidaceae
Product: major facilitator superfamily domain-containing protein
Exons: 9
Coding region: 183-2027 (614 amino acids)
Biological process (GO): transmembrane transport
Cellular component (GO): membrane
Molecular function (GO): transmembrane transporter activity
Source: RefSeq, a predicted model, not a curated record
GCGCUAUGAUUGCCACCGCCGCCCGCGGCUGGGACGCGCCGUUGCAGUGAACAUGCCACCGUCCUAUCUCACUCUGUCGUCCGCGACUUCCUCCUCCUCCUCCUCCUCUUCCUCCUCGUCGCCGCAUGUCUGCCGCUUACUUUGCCCUCUAAGCUUGUCCUGACGAGCUACUGCGAAACGCUAUGCAUACUACCGCACACCACGCGCACGGGCACGCACCGCCUCCAGGCCUCUUCAGUGCGACGCGACUAGCAAGCUUCACGACGUGUAUACUAGUCGCACUUGCGUCUGGUACCAACUAUGUCUUCUCUGCCUAUGCCCCUCAACUAGGCUCGCGACUCGGGUUGACCCACACACAGCUCAAUGUCAUAGGAUUAUCAGGCAAUAUUGGUGUGUAUGGCUCCGCACCCCUCUGGGGACGAAUAGUCGACACACGCGGCCCGCGAGGGCUCUUCAUCAUGGGUUUCUUCGCGCUCCUCGUCGGCUACCUUGGUAUUCGCCACUACUACGACCGAGGAUUGCCAGAUGGGUCGAGCACACUGAGCACGCUGAGUAUAUGCCUCCUCGCUGCGUUCAGCUUCCUCACUGGAAUCGGCGGGAAUGGCGGCUUGGCGGGCGCUAUGAAUUCGACCGCGAAGAGCUGGCCUGACCGGAUGCGCGGUUCGAUGAAUGGCGUCGUAAUCUCUGGCUUCGGUCUCUCCGCGUUCCUAUUCUCCACGAUUGCACACGUCGCGUUCCCGGGCAACACCUCCGACUUCCUGCUCAUCCUCGCCGUGGGCACGGCGCUCCCCAUGGUCCUCGGCUUCCUCGUCGUCCGGGCGAUCCCCCUUCCGCACGCCACUGCGGGCAUCGAAGAAGAGGCUUUCGAGCCCUCCUCUGCCCACGCGCACGCGCCCCGGCCGGCGCCGUCCGUGGCGAUCGCGUCGCCUGCGCUGUUCAGGGAUGAUACGAGCCGCACGCAUCUGCUCUCGUCGUACCACCACUACCACGACGAGACUGAAGACGGGGACGCCGCGGAGGAGGCCGACGAGCUGAUCCCGGGGUAUACCUCACACGGCGCGGUCGCGUCGGACUAUUUUGUGCCUGCGAACACGGAGAGCGUGGCACUGAGCCCGACGCGGAGCCAGGGGCGCUCGCGGAGCAGGAGCGCGUUCUCUGGGCGGAGGGGAAGCGCGAGGAGCUAUGCGACGCCGGUGGUGGGCUUAGAGCCGCCGAAUGUGCAUGGGAAGGGUUUAUUCCUGGAUAUCGACUUUUGGGUGAUGUUCAGCAUCACUGCGCUGCUGGCGGGUACUGGGCUGAUGUACAUCAACAACGUCGGCUCGAUAUCUCAGGCGCUAUUUGCGACGGGUAACCCUGACUAUGACGAGUCCAAAGCGGGGCAAUGGCAAGCGACGCAAGUGUCCAUCGUCAGCGUCACGAACUGCGCCGGCCGGUUCUUCGUCGGCAUGGUCGCAGACUUUGUACGCAACUACCUCCAGCGCCCCCGCUCGUUCUGCAUCACCGUCGUCGCAGCGAUCUUCAUCGUCUCGCAGGUGACGUGCUACUACGUCUCGACGGUCGAGAACCUGUGGAGGGCGAGCGCUCUCCUCGGGCUGGCGUACGGGUGCAUGUUCGGGUUGUUCCCGACGAUCUGCAUCGAGUGGUUCGGGCUGCCACACUUCUCGGAGAACUGGGGCUUCGUCUCGCUCGCGCCCAUGCUCGGCUCUAACAUCUUCUCCCUCGCCUUCGGGCGCAACCUCGACGCCCACGCACCGCACGCGCCAGAGUCGUCCUCCGCAGCCUCCUCUUCACCGAGCCCGCGAGGCAUCCUCGACCUCGCGCGCCGCGCAGGCCUGCCGGGCGCCACGCAGUGCUUGGAGGGCCGUGCGUGCUACAGGGAUAGUUUGAAGGUCACGAUUGCGGCGUGUUUUGUUGCGCUAGGGCUCGCGAUGUACUCUGGAUGGAGGGACCGGAGGAAGCAGGUGAGGGUCGCGUUGAGGGUGGAGGGCCCGGGGGCGGAGGUGGUUUGGGAGGAGGAAGAGGAAUAGGUGGAGGUAGCGGGUUCUUGGGAUGUGUGACAUAUGGCAUAGACUCAAGUGUGCCGGUGCGUAGGCCUCGAGGAGGGCAAAAGAUUGUGUUACCUGGAUUUGUAGAGGUCGUAGUAGACUUGUAUGUAUGCUGCUGUAGAUAUCUCGUUCAGGACUAUGUAUAGUAAGUAGCAUGGUGGUGAGGUUGGUUUCGCGACAAAAUGAGUGUCUUAGAAUGCACGAA